Molecule: messenger RNA, 1974 nt
Organism: Nakaseomyces glabratus
Lineage: Eukaryota; Fungi; Ascomycota; Saccharomycetes; Saccharomycetales; Saccharomycetaceae
Gene: CQD1
Product: Cqd1p
Biological process (GO): protein phosphorylation
Cellular component (GO): mitochondrion
Molecular function (GO): ATP binding; protein kinase activity
Source: RefSeq, a predicted model, not a curated record
AUGCUGUUAAAUUUAAUUAAGUCGCGAGCUAAAGUUACAACUGCUCUGGCUAAAGUACGAGUGGUCGGUCGUCAGAGGCGGUUCUUGAUAAGUCCUCUUACAACUGCGAGCAUAGCUACUGGUGCUAUAUCAUUAUCGAUUUAUCAUAAUCGUAGGGAGCAUUUGCUAAAUGAAACUUUAGAACCGGAUCCGACAGGAGAUACAUUUGAAAUGGGUUUAUAUAUUGCGUCGGAGAAAGAGCGGGAAACUCUUGCUGCAAGUGGUAAGCUAGACGUUAUCAGAAAGUCUAGGUCGCUGCUUGUUAGAAGUAUACUAAAAUUAUGGGUUGUUCUAGAUGAUAAUAUAAUUGAACCUGUCUUGACAGUUUGUAGGUUCUUAGAACUUAUGGGAUUGUUUCUACCUGUUUUUUCUCUUUACCCAAUUUGUUGGUUAGGAAGAAGGAUCAAAUUAAAUGAUGAUAUCACAGAUACAAGAGGUUCCAUAAUAUGGUGUAAAUUGAUUAGAAUUGCUUUAGAACUGGCUGGUCCAAGUUUUAUCAAGCUAGGUCAAUGGGCAGGUUCCAGGACAGAUAUAUUCUCAGAGACAUUGUGCUACGAGCUAGGUAAAUUGCACAGCAAGGUGAGACCCCAUUCCAUAGAAUACAGUAAGAAAAUGAUAACCUCUUCAUUUGAAGUAGAUGACUUCGAUGAAAUAUUUGAUAGUUUCGGAGAAAAACCACUAGGUGUUGGUGCAAUUGCACAAGUCCAUGUAGGGAAAUUAAAUGAUGCAUUUUACAACAAAUAUAGUAAUAAAACACCAGAAAAUAAUAAAUGGUGUGCGAUAAAGAUUAUUCAUCCUAGGGUAAGAAAUCAAAUAUACAGAGAUUUGAAAAUUAUGAAAUUUUUUGCCUGUGUAAUUGAUGGUAUACCAACCAUGGAGUGGCUUUCUCUGCCUAAUGAAGUCGAACAAUUCUCAAUAUUAAUGAAGCUACAGUUAGAUCUACGUAUAGAGGCCCUGAAUCUCAAAAGGUUUAAUGAGAAUUUUAAAGAUGCAACUCAAGUUAAAUUUGCAACUCCGUAUCUAGAGUUGUCAAAUAGGGACGUUUUAUUUGAAGAAUAUUUACAUGGCUUCCCGAUGGAGGAUUUCUUAAAAGUGAAGAGACAUAUCAAAGAUGAUGAUCUUUGUAGGAGAGUAAGUGACCCAUUUGUCGAAGCUUUCCUCCAGAUGUUAAUCCGUGAUGAUUUUGUUCAUGCAGACUUACAUCCUGGCAAUGUCAUGAUUAGGUUUGUCAAGACGAAUAAAUACGGAACUCAGAUAAUCUCAUCUGAGGAAUCAUCUUAUAACAUCUCGCACACAUUAAGAGAAAAAUGGAGGAACAAAGACUCUGAUUUGAUACCAUAUCUGAAAUCGGCACUCACAACAUACACACCACAAAUAUGUUAUAUCGAUACCGGCCUGGUGACAGAAUUGAAUGAUAGGAACCGUGUUAAUUUUAUAGCUCUAUUUAAUGCAUUAGCACAAUUUGAUGGCUACAGGGCAGGUGAAUUAAUGAUUGAGAGGUCUCGUACACCCGAGACUGCAAUAGAUAAAGAUCUAUUUGCACUAAAAGUGGAAAAAUUAGUAGAUAAAGUCAAGCAAAGGACUUUUACAUUGGGGAAUGUCUCAAUUGGAGAUCUUCUUGACCAAAUGCUGAGAAUGGUCAGAUCACACCACGUUAGAAUGGAAGGUGACUUUGUAUCUGUUGUGGUGGCCAUUUUACUGUUGGAAGGUAUUGGUAGGCAACUGGAUCCAGACCUGGAUUUGUUCGAGAGCUCCAUUCCAUUACUGAGAGAUUUCAACUUUAUGAAAGAAACCAACAACAAAUUCCUGACUGAAAUUGGUACUUACAAAAUCUUGAAACUUCUUGUAGGUCUAGAGAUCAGAAAAUUGAUGACGGUUUCCGUACGUGAACUGUACAAUCUUGUUAAAACAGACCAAUUGUGUCCGAAUUACUAG